This is a messenger RNA of Solanum verrucosum, 935 nucleotides long. RefSeq names its product probable inactive receptor kinase At1g48480. Lineage: Eukaryota; Viridiplantae; Streptophyta; Magnoliopsida; Solanales; Solanaceae. The transcript is spliced from 2 exons. Gene Ontology annotation, biological process: protein phosphorylation. The coding region runs from base 7 to 921 and encodes 304 amino acids. Gene Ontology annotation, molecular function: protein kinase activity; ATP binding. The record is from RefSeq and is a predicted model, not a curated record.
AACUCAAUGCCUUGGAGUCCAACAGACAUUGUAGGCAUUGAAUUGGUGUUUUUUGGUGAUCAUGGAGGUUAUGGAUUAGACGAAUUGUUACGAUCAACAGCAGGAGUUUUAGGGAAAGGCGUUUUCGGGACGAGUUAUAAGUCGGAGUUGCCAGGGAAAAAUGCAGUAGCUGUAAAAAGAUUGAAGGUUGGUUUCUUAGCUGAGGAAGAAUUCAGAGAAAAAAUUGGUGAAGUAGGAAAGAUGGUUCAUGAAAAUUUGCUUCCUCUUAGAGGAUAUUGUUGGCAUCAGAAUGAAAUUCUUCUUGUAUAUGAUUAUGUUAGAAUGGGAAGCUUAGCUUUUCGUUUACAUGGGAAUGAAGGUAGGAACAAGGCCUCACUUACAUGGGAAGUAAGAAGUAGCAUUGCAUAUGGAGUUGCCCGUGCAAUCGAAUUUCUCCAUUCCCGAGGCUCGGAUUUCUGCCAUGGAAACAUAAGAUCAUCCAAUGUUUUCCUCACCGACUCCUUAUCAGGUGUUCGUCUAUCUGAGUUUUCCAUUGCACGAAUUCUCUCUUCAGAUACAAAACUAGAGCUCGUGGCUGGUUAUCGCGCACCAGAAGUGACAAAUGCUCAUGAAGUCUCACAAAAGUCAGAUGUCUAUAGCUUUGGUGUUCUGCUCUUGGAACUAUUAACUGGUAAAGCUCCACUAGAUGCAUUUACCAAGAACAAAGGAGUAGAUUUACCUAAGUGGAUCCGUUCCAUGUUUCAAGAGAAGCCGGUCAUCGAUGUUUUUGACACCCUGCUGCCUAAACAUGACCAGAGUAGUGCUGAGCAAAUGAUCCUUCUGUUACAGCUUGCAGUUUGCUGUACUUUUCAGUAUCCAAAUAAAAGACCUUCAAUGGCAGCAGUGACAAAACAGAUUAGGGGUACCUGCAGGUUUUAUUGAUGACAGCAGAAUAU